Messenger RNA from Cercopithifilaria johnstoni, 1689 nucleotides. The record is from the annotation of a GenBank genome assembly. Lineage: Eukaryota; Metazoa; Nematoda; Chromadorea; Rhabditida; Onchocercidae.
AUGACGCAUGCUAUGCUGAAGAAAGAAGAAGAUCGAGGUAAGCAAGGAAGAAUCAGUCGAACGUUUUUAUCGCAAUUCAAUCAGUGGCCACAUGUUUUCAAUCUUGCGAAUUGUAUCGUUGGUGUUAGUAUGCUUGCCAUGCCGUAUUGUUUACAACAGUGUGGAAUUUUGCUUGGUACCGUUCUAAUUGGGAUUUGUUCGGUGUUGACCAAAAUCACUUGUCAUUUGUUGUAUCAAGGAGCGCUCCUGACACGUCGUCGAAGUUAUGAAUCUAUGGCAUCGCACGCUUUUGGCAGCAAUGGAAAACGUCUCGUUGAGUUGCUCACGAUUUUAUUUUUAAUGUCGUGUGUCAUAUCAUUUAUGGUUGUUAUUGGUGAUAUUGGUCCUCACGUAUUAGCUGAUUACUUGGAAUUGCAAGCGCCUACUCAAAGGUUGCGAAUUCUUGUUAUGGUAGUAAUUUUUCUCUUUGUUAUAUUGCCACUGUCACUUUUUCGUAAUGUAACCAGUUUAUCGAAAAUUAGUUCAAUAACUGUAUUGUUUUAUGGUAUAUUUGUAUUACGCAUGUUAGCCGAAUGCAUUCCACGAAUCUUCGACUGCAAUUGGAGUACUGAUAUACGUUGGUGGCGACAAGAAGGUUUACUAAAUAGCUUGCCCAUUAUUUCGAUGGCACUGUCCUGUCAAACGCAGUUGUUUUGUGUUACUGAUUGCAUAAAAGAACCGUCGGCUGCUAAGGUGGAUACAGUAGUUUCGAGAGCAGUGAAUAUAUGUAGUGGUAUGUACACAGCUGUUGGUUUGUUCGGAUAUGUUGCCUUUCACGAUAUCGAAUUAUAUGGUGAUAUUCUCUUAUAUCUGCAAAGUUCCUUACUGACCCAGCUAAUGAAACUAGCUUUCAUGUUGUCGGUAGCCGUCAGUAUUCCACUUAUGUUGUUUCCAGGUCGAAUUGCGUUCUAUAGUCUCUUGAAAUCGGAUACUUGUGAAUACGCUAUGCUGCGUGUACCUUCAUUGAUGUUCGUUUCACUAACAAUAUUUCUCUUAUCUUCUUGUUUAUUAACCGCAAUAAUUGUACCAAAUGUAGAAUUUAUACUUGCAAUGACGGGUGCGACGAUUGGUUCUCUUGUGUCGAUCAUUAUUCCAUCGUUGUUAUUUCUAUCAGUAUCUCGUGGCGUCGAACAAUGUCGUCCUUUGAUGUUUUAUGCAAAAAUAUCUGUAACAGUCGGUUCGCUUAUGCUCGUCGGAAGUACAUGGGCAGUUUUACAUACGGAACAGGAAACAAAUGUUGUCGACAUCAUUUUACCGAAACAAAUAGGUAAUGAAAAAGUGGAAAUUGCCUUAAAAUAUUUGGAAAAGGUCAAAACCGGUGACAAUAACACGAAAUUACAGAAUACAUCUCCGGAGGAUGAACGAAACGAAAAAACGAUGAAAUUCAUGAGAGGAAAACGGAAAAGGAAGCAGAAUGUAGGCAUUAUUAUGGAUGAAGAAACCAAGACAUUGCUACAUGAAAUCAGAGAACAACGCAAAGUGCAGAGUAGAAUUUUAAAAGAGCAGCGGGCGAUUGUCGAUGAACUGAAGAAGCAUAACGAAAUGCUAGAAAAGGUGACCGUGGCUGACAUUUCGAAAGUAAACACAGAUGUCAAGCGGACAAAAGAUCAUGUAAAUUUUAUUGAAGAAGAAAAAUUCGGAGAGGAAUGA